GUCUCCCCACCACCGUCCAUAACCAGGAAAUGGUCAAAAAGAAAGAAUAAAAUUUAAUACUCUCCUUGCAAAUUUGGUCUCCAACAGGUUUCGUGUUAGAAAUUUCACAAUUCUUCCUGUAAUUUUCCUUCACUCUCACGUUACUCUGAUUCCCUGCUGUUACCAAUCUGUUUUAGGGUUUCCUUUUUUUCUCCAAUUUCUCCCACAAUCAUGAAACUGAUCUGGGUUUUCCUUUUCUUGACCCUGACCAUGACGGUUCUUGCAUGUGGUCACGAUGGGUUAGAUUCUCACCCUCUUCCUAGACCAUUGAUAAUCCAGUACCCAGAAAUGGUCGAAUUUCAAUCGAACAAGGCAGGAUCUGAUGAAGAAGAGCUUCGAUUGGAGUGUACAAGUUGGAGAUUUGCAGCAGAGACAAACAAUUUGAGUCCAUGGGAUACAGUUCCUAUAGAAUGCGGUGAAUAUGUGAAGGAAUAUAUGGAAGGUCGCGGUUAUGGAUUCGAUCUAGAAAGAGUUUCGAAGGAAGCUGGAUCAUUUGCCAAGAAUUUCAAAUUGAAUGAGGAUGGAAAAGAUGCUUGGAUUUUCGACAUCGAUGAGACUCUUCUUUCUAAUCUUCCAUAUUACGAAGAACAUGGUUAUGGGUUGGAGAUUUUUGAUCGAGUGGAAUUUAACAAAUGGGUUGAGAAGGGGAUGGCACCAGCAAUAAAACCCAGUUUGAUUCUUUAUGAGGAGGUUUUGAAAGUUGGAUUUAGGGUUUUCUUGUUGACCGGUCGGAGUGAAAGCUAUAUGGAUGCAACCGUGGAAAACUUGAAAAGAGUUGGGUUUCAGGAUUGGGACAUGAUCAUAUUAAGGGGGAGGGAGGAUCAUAUGAAACAUGCGACAGCAUUCAAAUCUGAGAAGAGGGAAGAAAUGGUGAGAGAUGGGUUUAGGAUUGUGGGAAAUUCUGGAGAUCAAUGGAGUGAUUUGUUGGGUUCUUCAAUGUCAAUUAGAUCUUUUAAACUUCCUAAUCCAAUGUAUUUUAUUCCAUGAAAUUUGUAUUCAUUUGUAAUAACAGAUAAUGAUUCUC
Molecule: messenger RNA, 1063 nt
Organism: Impatiens glandulifera
Lineage: Eukaryota; Viridiplantae; Streptophyta; Magnoliopsida; Ericales; Balsaminaceae
Product: acid phosphatase 1
Exons: 3
Coding region: 211-1026 (271 amino acids)
Molecular function (GO): acid phosphatase activity
Source: RefSeq, a predicted model, not a curated record